Messenger RNA from Chlorella variabilis, 549 nucleotides. RefSeq lists its product as hypothetical. The record is from RefSeq and is a predicted model, not a curated record. The transcript has 5 exons. Lineage: Eukaryota; Viridiplantae; Chlorophyta; Trebouxiophyceae; Chlorellales; Chlorellaceae. The coding region runs from base 1 to 549 and encodes 182 amino acids.
AUGCGCUAUGGCCUGCUAUUGCCGCUGGCUCUGGCCCUCACAAUAGUCAUGGCCAGGCCUGCACAAGGACAAUGGGCGGACGACGAUGUGAUCACAGCGAAUGUUCAGCCGUGUGCCGCAAAGCGCUGCUUGCUGUGCAACACCACGGCAAACGCAUGCCUCAACUGCACAAACGGCUACGGCUUUGAUAGACAGAAGCUGUGCCGCAAGUGCUACGACAGCAUGUGCCAGUCGUGCAUCUGGCCCUCCACCUGCCUGAAAUGCUACGCGUACGGCGAGCUGGCAGGCAGGCCCUUCUACCCAGUCUAUAAAGACAAGGCCGGCAAGUGCCAGCUGUGCAUAAACCACCCCUUCCACAAGGGCUGCAAGGCGUGCCGCAGCGACGGGCUGUGCAAGGCCUGCGCCGAACGCUACAGCCUGCAGCGCGGCCGCUGCGUGGCCUGUACCGGCAAGCAGUGCCUCCAGUGCCCCGCAUCCCCCGGGGUGUGCACCACAUGCGCCAAGGGCUUCCGGCCCGUCGGCGGCGUCUGCGUGGCUGCCAAGGCAUGA